Drosophila serrata is the source of this 1672-nucleotide messenger RNA. RefSeq names its product Fumarase 1 (gene Fum1). Lineage: Eukaryota; Metazoa; Arthropoda; Insecta; Diptera; Drosophilidae. The record is from RefSeq and is a predicted model, not a curated record. Gene Ontology annotation, molecular function: fumarate hydratase activity. Gene Ontology annotation, biological process: fumarate metabolic process; malate metabolic process; tricarboxylic acid cycle. Gene Ontology annotation, cellular component: mitochondrion.
UGUUGUUGCGGCGCGAGAAAGUGAUCGAGAGCGCGAAAAAGUUGGCCAGAAUUUCUUGCUGCUAAUAAACAACUAAUAAAAGUAACUGGAAAAAUGGUGCUACCGCUUCUGCAGCGUUCCUCGCUCCGCUCUGUGCAACAGUUGGCCAAACCUUGGGCCGCGUCCGCCGGCAGCCAGCGUCUGGCCUCCCAGGAUUUCCGCGUGGAAAGCGACACCUUUGGCGAGCUGAAGGUGCCCGCGGACAAGUACUAUGGCGCCCAGACGAUGCGCUCCCAGAUCAACUUUCCCAUUGGUGGGGCCACCGAGCGGAUGCCAAAACCCGUGGUCCAGGCUAUGGGCAUACUGAAGAAGGCCGCCGCCGAGGUGAACAAGGAGUUCGGCCUGGACACCAAGGUGAGCGAAGCCAUCUCCAAGGCAGCCGAUGAUGUGAUCUCCGGCAAGCUGUACGAUGAUCAUUUCCCGCUGGUCAUCUGGCAGACGGGCUCCGGCACCCAGAGCAACAUGAAUGUGAACGAGGUGAUUAGCAAUCGCGCCAUUGAGCUGCUGGGUGGCACUCUGGGCUCCAAGACGCCAGUUCAUCCGAACGACCAUGUCAACAAGUCGCAGAGCUCCAAUGACACCUUCCCCACCGCCAUCCACAUUUCGGUGGCCCUGGAGCUGAACAAUAACCUCAAGCCGGCCAUCAAGACGCUGCACGAUGCUCUGAAGGCCAAGUCGGAGGAGUUUAAGGACAUCAUCAAGAUCGGUCGCACACACACCAUGGACGCCGUACCUUUGACCCUGGGCCAGGAGUUCAGCGGCUAUGCCCAGCAGCUGGCCUAUGCCCAGGAGCGCAUUGAUGCCUGCCUGCCGCGCGUCUACGAGCUGGCCCUGGGUGGCACUGCCGUGGGCACUGGUCUGAAUACCCGCAAGGGUUUCGCCGAGAAGUGCGCCGCCAAGAUUGCCCAACUCACCAACCUGCCCUUCGUGACGGCGCCUAACAAGUUCGAGGCGCUGGCCGCCCGCGACGCCAUGGUGGAGGUUCAUGGCGUCCUCAACACUAUCGCCGUCAGUCUGAUGAAGAUUGCCAACGAUAUCCGAUUUCUGGGCUCGGGUCCGCGUUGCGGCCUCGGCGAGUUGUCGCUGCCGGAAAACGAGCCCGGUAGCUCCAUUAUGCCCGGCAAGGUGAACCCCACUCAGUGCGAAUCGCUGACCAUGCUGUCUGCUCAGGUGAUGGGCAACCAAGUGGCGGUGACCAUUGGCGGCUCCAACGGCCACUUUGAGCUGAACGUCUUCAAGCCACUGAUUGUGUCCAAUGUGCUGCGCUCCAUCCGACUGCUGUCCGAUGGCAGCCGCACCUUCACUGCCAACUGCGUGAACGGCAUCCAGGCGAACCGCGAGAACAUUGCCAAGAUCAUGAACGAAUCCCUCAUGUUGGUGACGGCCCUUAAUCCUCAUAUUGGCUACGACAAGGCCGCCAAGAUCGCGAAGACGGCGCACAAGAAUGGAACGACCCUCAAGGAGGAAGCCAUCAACCUGGGCUACCUCACUGAGCAGCAGUUCAACGAGUGGGUGCGCCCCGAGCAGAUGCUGGGACCCAAGUAGGCCCUACGAAGUAGGACUACAUUGUCGCCUCACACACUGUAUCGGACUCACACACACACUCUGACCCACAACAACUGAAUAAAACUGA